AUGUUGCUGUCAACACCCCUUGGUAUCCUCGUAGAUAGCCCCCCUCCCGUUAUUGUGCAAGCCUUUACCGAGUCAUUAUGUAUCGAUUGCAAGCACUUCUUCAUCAACAGCCUUAUACCGGUGUACAGUCAGCUCGGAGCUGGAGUCGUUGACCUCCAGAUUGUCCCCUUUGGAAACGCUCAACUUGACAUGGAAAAUAAAUCGGUAAAGUGUCAACACGGUCCUGCUGAAUGUGACGCAAAUACUUGGCAACAAUGCGCUGUGCGUCAAACCAAUGCGCCUACGUACCUCAAGUUUUUCGAGUGCUUGGAAAACACUUUGCCAAUGGGAUACAAGGACGAGCCCUUUGAGGAACAAGUCUUCGCCAAUUGCGCGACACAGUCUGGUAUUGAGUUUGAAGGUUUAAAGAGAUGUCACGGAAAUCCUGUGCUAAGAUGGAUGCUAGAGAAAGAGAACAGUGAUAAGACGCCGGACCAUCAGUACGUCCCUUGGGUUUAUAUUAACGGGAACCUUUUCAACUAUGAGACGGACGACUUUUUGGCUAUGGUCUGUAUCGAGUAUGCUGCAAAGGGGGGAUCACAUCCAGCUUGCUCAUCUGGUAUCGAACAAGAAAGUGAUUCGCUGCAAUGA
Messenger RNA from Cylindrotheca closterium, 630 nucleotides. Lineage: Eukaryota; Bacillariophyta; Bacillariophyceae; Bacillariales; Bacillariaceae. The record is from the annotation of a GenBank genome assembly.